UUCAUGGUUUCUUCGCUACUCUAGGAAUAAACACAUUAGGUUCCAGCUCAGUCAGGCUUUCCUUGGAGUAGCGAGAUAACGGAGACAGGACAGUUCAAUAUUUGAGGAAUGGCUUCCAUCCGUGUCGUCGUUUUGAACCUUUUCCUUCAUUUCUGCUUCUCCUCCUCGGCUUCACCUCCGAACUUCGUCGUCCUGUUUGCGGAUGAUUUGGGUUUUGGGGACUUGGGGUGUUACGGUCACCCCACAUCACUGACUCCGAACCUGGACCGCCUAGCAGCGCGAGGACUGCGCUUCACCGACUUUUACUGCAGCAGCCCGGUGUGCAGCCCGUCCAGGGCGUCUUUGCUGACGGGGCGCUAUCAGACCCGGUCAGGUGUUUAUCCAGGAGUGUUUUAUCCAGACUCUAUAGGCGGCCUUCCUCUGAAUGAGACCACCAUCGCUGAAAUUUUGAAACCUCUGGGCUACGCCACUGCUGCUGUUGGGAAGUGGCACCUGGGAGUUGGGCCUAAUGGAAUGUUCCUCCCAACCAAUCAGGGAUUUGAUGAGUACCUUGGAAUUCCUUACUCCCACGAUCAGGGCCCCUGUCAGAACCUGACUUGUUUUCCUCCAGAUGUAAAGUGUUUUGGAUUAUGCAACAUUGGCAGUGUAUCCGUCCCACUGAUGCACAAUGAUGUCAUAAUGCAGCAGCCAGCCAAUUUCCUGUAUCUGGAAAGGGCUUACAGCGAAUUUGCUACUGAUUUUAUCAUCAAGUCAACCAAGAAUAAACAGCCUUUCUUUCUCUACUAUCCCUCCCAUCACACCCACUACCCCCAGUAUGCUGGUCCAGGGGCUGCUGGGCGCUCCUUAAGGGGCCCGUUUGGAGAUGCUCUUUUGGAGUUUGACAGUACUGUAGGAGACAUCCUGUCAACUCUGGAGCAGAUGGGAGUGAUCAACAACACACUUGUUUUCUUCACUUCUGACAAUGGGCCUGAGCUGAUGCGCAUGUCGCGUGGAGGUAAUGCUGGCCUGUUGAAGUGUGGGAAAGGCACCACCUAUGACGGCGGCAUGAGAGAGCCAGCCGUCGCCUACUGGCCCGGGACGAUCAAGCCAGGUGUGACUCAUGAGCUGGCCAGCACGCUCGAUAUCCUGCCAACCAUUGCAAGUCUUGCUGGAGCCAAACUACCACAAGUGCUGCUGGAUGGUGUUGACAUGACAGAAGUCUUAGUUAACCAAGGAAAGAGUAAGAGGGAGACGAUAAUAUUCUACCCAACAUUUCCCAGUAAAAUGUAUGGCUUAUUUGCCCUUCGGUUUGGAAAGUACAAGGCCCACUUCUAUACACAAGGUGCCAGGCAGAGCGGAACCACUCCUGACCAAGACUGCCAUGAUUCUGCAACCCUCAAAGCCCAUGAUCCACGACUUUUAUUUAACAUGGAGACAGAUUCAUCUCAAUUCUACCCUCUCUCCCUGAAGGUAAGCCCUGAUCUCCAAGUCUUGCUUGACAGGAUUAUGAAACUCAAGAAGCAGUUUAAUGCCUCUAUGGUGUUUGGAGAGAGCCAGAUGAAUAAAGGAAAGGACCCCAAACUGGAGCCUUGUUGCACUCCCCUCUGUAACCCCAAACCUAGCUGUCGCUGGUGUUGAUGGGACCAGAGGUUGGAUCUUAAUGUAUGAACUGGAUUAUCAAGCAUAGUAUUCCAUUAUUAUUCAAACCAAAACAAUAUCCCAAAACACAAUUUUGGUCUCAUGGCAGGAUUCUUAUUUAACAUCCUUUAACUCCUGUUAUUGUAAAUCAACUCCCCUAUAAUGACAUUAUAAUUUUCUUCACAUUAUUACUGAAAAUAUGUCAGACUGCUUUAUACUUCCUGACUUGUUGAACACUAAUUAGUAAUCAUUUCCAUCUCACCUUGGUGAAUAAUCAUAUAGCUUCAUAUGUACAGGUUUUACAACACAUACAAAAAACUACAGAGAAAAAUAAAGGUUUCAGACAUCAAGCAUAUAUUUUAUUCAUAAGACCAAACCCAUGACAAGGCAAAGUGAUUUUUUUUUCCCUUUGUUUUUCCCCUUGGUUUUUACAAGUCCUUGCUUUUAAAGAUACAAGACCGUAUAAGUUCUGUCACAUACUGAUUUGCUCUAGGAAUACAGUGAAGAAUCUUGUUCAUGUAAUAAAGACAGACGUUUGGUUUA
Thalassophryne amazonica is the source of this 2160-nucleotide messenger RNA. It is a transcript of the gene arsa, whose product is annotated as arylsulfatase A. Lineage: Eukaryota; Metazoa; Chordata; Actinopteri; Batrachoidiformes; Batrachoididae. Gene Ontology annotation, molecular function: arylsulfatase activity. The record is from RefSeq and is a predicted model, not a curated record. The coding region runs from base 109 to 1617 and encodes 502 amino acids. The transcript has 8 exons.